Messenger RNA from Phaeodactylum tricornutum CCAP 1055/1, 2097 nucleotides. Its product is annotated as histone deacetylase 1 isoform. The transcript has 2 exons. Bases 135 to 1415 code for a protein of 426 amino acids. The record is from RefSeq and is a predicted model, not a curated record. Gene Ontology annotation, molecular function: histone deacetylase activity. NCBI's taxonomy places the organism in Eukaryota, Bacillariophyta, Bacillariophyceae, Surirellales, Neidiaceae.
AAGUUGCUCCCUUCAGCCAACGAGGGACGCCUGAGGUAGGCUCGAAGGCCCCAGAUCCUUCAGCAAAGUGGUUUCGGCUUCUGCCUUGCUUGUCGGUAUCUUGAAUCGUUGCGCUUCAAUUGUGAAAUAGAACGAUGACGGGAAAGUCGCGCGUCUCCUAUUUCUAUCAUCCGACUUGCCCUCUGUUCUACUAUGGACCGUCACACCCCAUGAAACCGCAUCGCCUAAAGUUGGCACAUCAUCUCAUUCUGACGUAUGGCCUUUACAAGGAGAUGGACUGCUACCGGCCUCACCCUGCAGCAGCAGGUGAAAUGACGCAAUUUCACUCGGAGGAUUACGUCAACUUUAUGAGUAAGGUUACUCCUGAUAAUCUACGACAGUAUUCGGCAUCGAUGCAACGUUUCAAUGCUGGCGAUUCCACUGAUUGUCCCGUCUUUGACGGUCUCUUUGAAUUUACACAGCUUUAUACGGGCUCUAGUCUCGACGGAGCUUUACAGCUUUGCCAGGGAAAUACCGAUAUAGCCAUCAAUUGGAGCGGUGGCUUGCAUCACGCCAAGAAGGGUGAGGCUUCGGGGUUCUGUUAUAUCAACGAUAUCGUACUGGCGAUUCUGGAACUCCUCAAGGUCCACGCGCGUGUGCUAUACGUCGACAUUGACGUUCACCACGGCGACGGCGUGGAGGAAGCUUUCUACACUACUGACCGUGUCAUGACGUUUUCGAUUCACAAGUACGGAGACUUUUUUCCCGGCACAGGGCAUAUCAGUGAUACGGGUGCCAAAGAUGGCACCGGCUUUAGUGUGAAUGCACCGUUGAAUAGCGGUAUUACGGACGAAACCUACUUUCACGAUUUGUUCAAACCGGUCAUGGAGAAAAUCAUGCAGGUAUUUAAUCCGGGCGCUGUGGUCUUGCAGUGUGGAGCGGACAGCUUGACGGGAGAUCGGCUUGGAUGUUUCAAUCUAACGUUGAAGGGGCACGCAGCCUGUGUAGAGUACGUCAAGAGCUUCGGCGUGCCGACAUUGGUACUGGGAGGUGGAGGUUACACAAUCCGCAACGUAGCACGGUGUUGGGCCUACGAGACGGCCGUUCUAUUGGACAAGAAGGACAUUCCAAACGAAAUUCCAUACAAUGAUUAUUACGAGUAUUAUGCCCCAGACUACGAGCUUCAUUUGACUCCGACGCCGGAAGAGAACAUGAAUGGAAAAGAUGCCCUUGAAGAUGUACGGACAGAAUUGCUUCAGCAGUUGCAAGAUUUGCAAGGAGCUCCCUCAGUAGCGAUGCAACAAGUCCCCCCAUCUUUUCAGCGAGCAGAAGCCACUGAAGAGGAUCCGGAUGUCAGGGAAGGGGCUAGCAAGACCAGAUCGGGUGACGGGGUCCGUAAGCAGCAUCCAAGCGAGCUUUACGACGAGGUAGAUUAAGAGUAAAAGGCUUUACCGAACGAUGGCGAAAUAUCAGUCACCUCCGACCUCGUCGGCAUUAGUUCGUAAAGCUCUUUCGUAUAUUUCUUCCCAGUCUUUGGAACUCUUGCUCCGAAAAAUUUCCUCGUUAUGCUGCGCAAUGGCAGCCGUUGCAGAGGGGCCCGCUUUGUCAAUAGUAGAGGUCGCAACGAUGGACACCGUUGAGUAAGGACUGCGCUUUUCUAGCUGUAUGGGAUUCUCAUCUUCACCGGCAAACAACCAGGCAGGAUGAAAAGGCGCCAGUGUGACAGCAUUUCCAACAUGGUCUGGAUCUUCGUCUAUAGCAUCCAAAUAUUGCUCCUCCUUUUCAAGAAACCAGUCGUAAAAGGAUUCAAAAUCCCAUCUCUCUUCGACUUCUUCGGCCAGUAUUACAAACGCAAUUGCGGUAUUUGAAUCCAGGGUCCCCGUUUUCAUUUCCAGGCAGAAACGUUCUGCAACCGCAUCUAUGGCCUUUUCAAAUAAAGUUGUAUCCUUGGUCAAGUACAGUCGUAUGGCACCUUGAGUGUUUACCGAGGACGAAGCCCAGGGGCAUAGAUUGUGCGGUACCACAAAGUUGGCGCACCAGCUCCAGGUCCGGACAGAAGCCUUUUGCAAUGAAGGACUGGGAGGGGUCGAUCCAAAGCGAACGACUUCGUCAAACGAG